UUGAAAAAAGAAACCACAUUCUCCUUCCCGCGCCUCAGGCCAGCAAAAGCCGCGCGCCUUUCCUCGCCCGUGAGGCCGCCCAAUGGCCAGCGCCAGCCCCGCCAAGAUGGACAGCGUCGCCAGCCAGCCGCCGCCUCCCGCGACUUUCCUGCAGCCCGCCUGCUUCUUCGCGGCGGCCGCGGCGGCGGCUGCAGUGGCCGCUUCACAGAGCGCGCAGCAGCAGCAGCAGCAGCAGCAGCAGCAGCAGCUCAGCCCGGCGUCGGCGGGCCACCCGCAGCACCAGUCCUCUCCCGGCGGCGUCAAAGCGCCUGUUGCGGCUGCGCCGAAGCCCCUGCAACAGCAGCAGCAGCAGCAGCAGCCGCAGCAGGUGAAGCGCCCUCGCUCGUCGUCGCCGGAGUUGAUGCGCUGCAAGCGGCGCCUCAACUUCAGCGGCUUCGGCUACAGCCUCCCUCAGCAGCAGCCGGCGGCGGUGGCGCGGCGGAACGAGCGCGAGAGGAACCGCGUGAAGCUGGUCAACCUGGGCUUCGCCACGCUGCGGGAGCACGUCCCCAACGGCGCCGCCAACAAGAAGAUGAGCAAAGUGGAGACGCUGCGCUCGGCCGUCGAGUACAUCCGGGCCCUGCAGCAGCUGCUCGACGAGCACGACGCCGUCAGCGCCGCCUUCCAGGCAGGCGUCCUCUCGCCCACCAUCUCCCCCAGUUACCCCAACGACAUGAACUCCUUGGCGGGCUCGCCCGUCUCCUCCUACUCCUCGGACGAAGGGUCCUACGAUCCCCUCAGCCCCGAAGAGCAGGAGCUCCUGGACUUCACCAACUGGUUCUGAGAGGCCCCGGAGGCCCUCUUGGCGCUGGCUUGGCAGCAGGACUUGCUGAAAAACGGUCGCAUCUGUUUUCUUCCCAUUAUGGAAAGGAAGAAAAGUCAAGACAGUGAAGCACAGAAUGAGUUUGACCGCAUCUGCAAGAAACCGGAAGCACUCCCUGAUUCUGCCUUUGCACUCCAGGCUGUUUUGAAGAGACAUGCAGCCCAAUUCUAUGUAUGUUUACUUGGAAGUUAGCCCCAUUUAACGGAAUGGGACUCAACUACUCCCAGAUAAGCGUGCACAGGAUUGCAACCUUAGUGACAUUCACAUGCAUAGGUUCAGGCUGCACAAUGGGCUUAGUAGCAACAGGAGGCCCAAGAGCAACUAUCUGCCUAUUCAAUACCCCCAAAGUUAAACAACACUGCCUAUAUACAUCAUAUACAUCUUCAACAGAGCAAUGAGCUUCCCGUUCUGUUCAAAUAAAUACAGUAUUGCUUCUUUGGAAAGACUGUUUCACUCGCUUUCUGGACACAAAACACAGUGCAAUCCUAGCAUACUUAGAAGUAAGCCCCACAGCAUUCAGUGGGACUUCUUCCCAAGUAUAUGGCUUUAGGACUGCAGCUGUGCAGACAAAUCCUGUGUAUGCUUACUAGAUUCAGUGGGACUUGCUCUUAAAUAAGUGUGCAAAGGACACUCCUGUUGCCUAGUACUUGUGGAGAUUUUGAAAAUCAAAACUAUGCUGUAUUCAAAGAAUCCUCUGAUGACUCCCCUCUUCAUCCACUUCCUCCCUACCAUCCCCAUCAUAAAAUGCUUCCAUUUUUUUCUUGUGAACUUUUUAUUAUAUAAAAAAAAUCUAUUUGUAUCCUAACAAGUUUUGGGGAUAUAUUAAGCUAUUUUUGUAUAUAAGAGACAGAGAAAUUUAUAGACUUUUUGUACAAAUGGUUUAAAAUGUGUAUAUCUUGAUAACUUUUUUAAGGAUAUGUAAUGCUUAUUACCUCUUCAUAUCUAGAUGCGUAGUCAAAAUGACCUUACAACUGCCAUGUUUUUGUCAUGUGGUUUUGUAAAGGACUUGGAAAUGCCUCCGGAUGUACUUUAGCACCGAUGUGUCUUACUUUUUAAUAGAAACUUUGCUAAUGUAUUAAUAAUGUUAUUAAACAAUUGUUCAAAGUGAACAAAGUUUAUGCAGCUAUUGUCCAAACGCAAAAUGGUAGCUAUUUAUUUUACAAGCUGCUGCCUUUUGAAGAAAAAGAAAACUUUUACUACUGCCUUUUCACACUGUUUUAUUACAAACUUACAAAAAUCAUGUAUAACCAUGUUUUAUACAAACUAGUUUGGUAAUAAAACUUUUUGUUUCAAUUAAAGCAAUGUCUUCCUGGUU
Molecule: messenger RNA, 2177 nt
Organism: Lacerta agilis (Sand lizard)
Lineage: Eukaryota; Metazoa; Chordata; Lepidosauria; Squamata; Lacertidae
Gene: ASCL1
Product: achaete-scute family bHLH transcription factor 1
Exons: 2
Coding region: 83-823 (246 amino acids)
Molecular function (GO): protein dimerization activity
Source: RefSeq, a predicted model, not a curated record